Messenger RNA from Lactuca sativa (garden lettuce), 996 nucleotides. Its product is annotated as E3 ubiquitin-protein ligase SINA-like 7. Gene Ontology annotation, molecular function: zinc ion binding. The record is from RefSeq and is a predicted model, not a curated record. NCBI's taxonomy places the organism in Eukaryota, Viridiplantae, Streptophyta, Magnoliopsida, Asterales, Asteraceae.
AUGGCCGACAGAAUCCAAAACCUCAACAGUAGCCGCCAUGCUUCUUCUUCAACGGUGCGAAUCGUUGACAGCCAAUGGGAGGCGGAGAUAACAAGGGCAUAUGGGGUCGUUAAUAAGCGGCCGCGGUUCAUCGAGUCAUCGUCGCAGCCGCAGCCUCAAAGGCCGAUUCAGCAUGCACGAAGGAACCGGCGAACCACUCGAUCUACUGCGAUGAACCAAGAGGUGGAUAUGGUUCCCUUGGAAGUGGUGGAUUCCGAUUCCGAUUCAAAUUCCGAUCCUCAACGACUUGAGGCGGAAGACAAACCUUGCGCUGUCAUUAUCCGUUGUUGUGAUGAUGGGCAUACAUCAUGCUAUACUUGCCUAAUCCGUUCAGAGAACAAGUGUCCUUCAUGCAGCGUUCCAAAGGGCUUUAAUCAUUGUCGAGGAAUGGAAAAGCUGAUAGCAUCACUGCGAGUAGAGUGCAAGAACAAGAAGUUUGGAUGCCAAGAGAUAUUGAUGAACCACAAGAGAGCCAAGCAUGAAAACAUAUGUCCGCAUACAUUAUGUUUCUGUCCUGAUUCCUCCUGCGGCUUGGCCGCUUCUUGCAAGCUCCUGUACAACCAUUUCAGUCGCCAUCACUCUGCUAUUCAAUUCGUCUACAAUGCCGUCUUCAAUCUUCGUGUUGAAACAACCCAGAAGCACGUCAUUCUUCAGGAACGGAAUGAAAAGGUUAUCUUCAUCGUCAACCAUGAUGUUGUAGGACAUGGAAGAGUCUUCAAUGUCGACUGCGUAGGACCAGACACAUUUAAGAAUGGUUUUGUGUAUCGGCUGACUGUGAAAUCCAUGGACGCAUGUUUAUCGAUGGAGUGUGUACCCGAAGUCUCCACAAAGUGGAAGGAACAUACUCCUGAUAACAACUAUUUAACCAUCCCAUCUCGUAUAACGGGAUUCGGCCUGCAAGUGUGCAUCAAGAAAGCUCAAAAAGAGUCAUGGUCUUUUAAAGGAAACGGAUUUUAG